Messenger RNA from Cutaneotrichosporon oleaginosum, 2390 nucleotides. RefSeq lists its product as uncharacterized. Gene Ontology annotation, biological process: phospholipid transport; mitochondrion organization. The record is from RefSeq and is a predicted model, not a curated record. Gene Ontology annotation, molecular function: lipid binding. Lineage: Eukaryota; Fungi; Basidiomycota; Tremellomycetes; Trichosporonales; Trichosporonaceae. Gene Ontology annotation, cellular component: ERMES complex.
CCUCGCGUAUCUUUCUAACCCAUUCACAUUCUCCAACCCGCCUUCUUUCCCCCACCCCGACUCCCACCGCUCCGACCACGACUGUCAUUCACGACGCGCAUCGCGCUCGACGGCCGACUGGCCAACUAGUCGACCCCGGUCACUGGAGGCUCAGAGUCUUCAGGCACACUCCCGCUCGCGCGACCAUCGCCACUGGCCACUGGCGUAUCCCGCGCCAUCUCGACCGCCCCUUCCCCUCCAUCUCCUCACGCACCGCCCGCACAUCACCACCACCACCGCCACUAGGAAGAUCGCCAUGUCGUUCUGCUUCCCGAGCUGGGAUAACGCGUUUUCGCCGUCGUUUUACGAUGACGCAAAGGCCAUGCUCGAGACGGCGCUCAACAAGGGCAACAAACCACCAGUCAUCCAGGGACGCAUCGAGGUCGUCGACCUCCAGAUGGGCUCGCAGCCUCCAACUCUCACGCUCCUAGAGAUUGGCGAUCUUUCACUCGACCGCUUCCGUGGUAUCCUCCGUCUUGGGUACCAAGGCGACGCGUGGAUCACUGUCCGCUGCCUUGUGCAGGCCAACCCCCUUUCCCACAACCCCAACCUCAUUCCCAGCUCCACCCUGCCUAUCUCGACACCCCUCCUGGCCUCCCAGCCCCUCCUUGUGCCGAUGACUCUUCGUCUGAGCAAGCUCCACUUGCGUGCGAUCCUUAUCCUCGUCGUGUCGAAGGCAAAGGGAAUCACGCUCGUGUUCAAAAACGACCCGCUGCAGAACGUCGAUGUCUCCUCCACCUUCGACUCGGUCGAGGUAAUUCGCGGUUAUCUUCAGCAGGAGAUUGAAGGACAACUGCGCGAGAUGUUCCGCGAGGACUUGCCCGGCAUUAUCCACCGCCUGUCACAACGCUGGUUCACCGGUAGCGGAGGCAGCGUCGAGACACCAUAUCGCGAAGGCCCAGAACCCGUCACUCCUGCCAACACCCCACAGUACGAGAGCGAGGACGAGGACACUCCCCUCAGCCGUGACCCAUUCGCGCCGGCAGUGGCCACCCCCACGCCACGAAGGAGAGCACUGCAUCGUCCCAGCACGGGGUCACUCAAGCCCCACGUCUCAUUUAGCGAGUCGCCCACCUCUUACACCACCUUCCCCGACAUCGAGAACUACGACCCAACAUACGGUCUCAGGCCGGAAGGUUUACCCACGCAUUCGGGAUAUGAGGCUCUGGGGCGCGUGUGGGACCGGGCGCGGUCGAGCGGGCGCGGUCUGGGAAGCCUGAUGAACGCGAGUUUCGACGAGGCGCUUGAAGAACCUGAGGAAAACUUCGAGGACAUCGACGUGGUUGACGAGGUUGUACGCUCCCCACUGCAGUUGUCGCCGAACACUUCGCGGCGAUCAAGCGCAUCCUUUGCUAGCCCGGACAACGGCGCAACCAUUGCCUGGGAACUCUUCCCCGCUGUCGGUGGGGGCGUUGUCACUCGCCCUCGUGUAUUCCACGCCCAGAGCCAGAUCCGCGCGCCUAGUGAAAGCGGCUUCGGUGGCGCCAUGCCAUCUCCCUCGGGUGGGACAGGAAGCGUGACGGCGCGCGCAUCGAGUGUGGGCGGCACGUCGACCAUUGGCAGUCUGCGUGGCCGCGCGCCCAUCUUCUCCCACUCAGCCCACGCGCCGCUCGUUCGCACGAUCACGAACGUUAGCGAUGCGCGUUCCCGUGCGCAGUCACUCACCUCGGGACUGCGCCCGGCUUCCCCUUCCCCAUCACCGCUGGGUGGGCGGCCGGCCUCGCCCCUCAGGACCAACAGCACGCGGCACGGCCGAGGUCCUUCGAUCUCGCGCUCUGCCGCCUCAUUCCCCGUCCCCGACUCGCCUCCUCGGCGCUCAGUCAGCCACGAGCCCAAGCCCAGAUCCGCGGUCCCGCCUCGUAUGCGAGAACGCGCGCCGUCCCUCUCUGGGCCGCGCAUCACGCUGCCGCUAAACAACAGCGUGAGCCAGCUCGCGACGCUGAGCCUUUCAGCGAACACGCUUUCGCCGUACGCGCGCGCACACGAGCACAUCGCCGUGCGCUCCUUCCCGCACCUCGGGCGCGGCGUGCCCUCCGCGACGGCCGAGGAUGUACUUGAAGGCAACGUCAAGGCGCGCCGCAAGCGCAUUUUCCGCGUCGGCGCGAGCGCACCCACCUCGCGGCGGCCGAGUGUCGAAGAGCCCGAGGCGGACGACACGCCGCCGCUCGAGUUCGCGAGCUCGUCCAGCGGGAGCGCGAGCGCGCGUCAGAGAGCGCCGUUGAGUUUGAGCGCGAAGAGCGUGAGCGUGCGGAAUUCGACUGCCGCGUUUCCUUUUCCAAAGAUUCCAGAGUAGAUCAACCCCUCAUUAGCAUUGUAUUAUCACCACUUGCAUGUAUCCAUUGGGAUUUGGG